Molecule: messenger RNA, 2060 nt
Organism: Bicyclus anynana (squinting bush brown)
Lineage: Eukaryota; Metazoa; Arthropoda; Insecta; Lepidoptera; Nymphalidae
Product: alpha-tocopherol transfer protein-like
Exons: 7
Coding region: 15-941 (308 amino acids)
Cellular component (GO): membrane
Molecular function (GO): phosphatidylinositol bisphosphate binding
Source: RefSeq, a predicted model, not a curated record
UUUUAAAAAUUAAAAUGUCAAUACGACCGCUAACUCCUGAACUAGCCGAGAAAGCUCAAAAGGAGUUAAAUGAAGACCCUAAAAGGAUUCCCAGUGACCUGGAACAUAUAAAGGACUGGUUGGCAAAACAACCGCACAUUUACGCCAGAACAGACGACCAAUGGCUGAUAGCGUUUUUGCGGGGUUGUAAGUACAGCUUGGAGAGAACUAAAGAGAAGCUCGAUCUCUAUUACACUUUGCGUACCAUAACACCAGAGCUCCAUACGUUUAGGCACGACAAUCCAAAGUUUUAUGAGUUUAUGGACUCAGGCGCUUAUGUCCUGAUGCCUAAAACAGAAACGCCUGAUUCAACGCGGCUGGCAAUCAUGCGUACUGGAGUGGUUGAUCCCGAAAGAAUAACUAUGAUGGAUGUGUUUGGUGUUAUGUUGAUCAUUCAAAAGAUUGUGAUGAUGGAAGACGAUAAUUCAGUUGUAAGUGGGAUUCAAAUUAUUUUGGACUUGGAAGGAAUAACUCUGGCGCAUAUGUUGCAAAUGACUCCAAAUUUAUUGAAAAAGAUGAGUGUGCAGUCACAGGAUGCUGUUCCAUUAAGAAUGAAAGGAGCGCAUUAUAUUAAUUGCCCACCUACUUUUGAGAAAUUUAUUAAUUUGAUGAGAAGUAUGUUAAACGAAAAAAAUAAGAAAAGACUGUACGUGCAUGGUAAAAAUUAUGACGCCCUAUACGAACAUAUACCGAAGCACCUUAUGCCAGCAGAGUAUGGAGGUGAUGGUGGGUCCGUGAGAGAAAUUGCAGAAUAUUGGAAGGCGAAGCGGCGCCAAUAUAGUUCAUGGUUGGAAGAAGAUAUGAAAUACAAGACAGAUGAGUCAAAACGACCUGGCAAGCCCAAGACUGCUGAAAGUAUGUUUGGGAUUGAAGGCUCUUUCCGGCAGUUAGAAUUUGAUUAACAAUGGUAUACUAAUAUUAUGUCAAUAGUUAAAAAUUGUAAAUAAAUAUUAUAAUUUAUAAAUUAUUAUAUUUAAAUAUAACACGCAGCAACAGCCUUCUAUAAAGAUUUUUGUAGCCUACAGGGUCAAUCGCUGAAUUGUGUGGUGUUCCAUUAUGAGCCUAAUGAUGUAGAUGUGAUAGAGCUGAUAGACGAAUUAGAAAUAAUCAGAUAAAUAAAGAGGCUUAAAACAGAGAAGAGCCCAGGCCCAGAUAAAAUUACCAACGAAGCUAUUAAAACACCAGGGGAGUUUCUGACCAUACCACUAUCUGGUGAUCUGGUAUUCACUCAUUAGAAAUUAUUAUAGAGAAGUAUCAAGAGUUUAGGAAACCAGUAUACGUGGCCUUCAUAGACUACCAAAAGGCGUUCGAUACAGUACUCCACUCGGCAAUUUGGAAAGCUCUACAUUCACAACAUGUAGAGCCCACAUAUAUUAGAAUUUUAAAUUUAAAAUACCUAUACAAAGAGUGUACCAGUAGAGUGAAACUAGAGAAACUAGAGCAAACUAUAUCCAUGAAGGCGUAAGACAGGGCGACCCCUGCUCCCCUAGAAUCUUUAUAGCUGUCCUUGAGAUGGUGGACGACGACAUUCGUUCUGCCAUACGUCAAAAAACCAAGUUUACAGAUGCUCUCCAAUACUUCCUAAAAAAUAUGACGGAAGCCACGUAGCAAGAAAGGUUCGACAACAAGAAUGACAUCGUGGUCAGGCCCCCUGGGUUACAGGCUACUAAUUCAAACACUUGGUAGGUGGUCCGAUGACAUCGCAAAAAUCGCUGGCAAUAUGAGGGUUAAACUAGCCAAAGUUCAGCAAAGAUGGCCCUCACUGGAGGAGGCCUUCACCCUCACCUAUAGGCGUCCUUGUCAUACCAUUGUAAUUUUUUUAAAUGUAUUUUUAGUAAAUAAGUAUAAUUAUUUUAAAUUGUAUUUUUAGUUGUACACAUUAGGUACUUGUAAAAUAAGAUUUAGAAGGCAUUUAUAUUUAUUUUAUUUUUAUUUUAUAAAAUAUUAUAAACAAUAAAGAUUUUUUUUUCAAAUAAUACGUACCUAUAUAAGUUUUUUAAAAAAGUAUUCAAAGAAAUAAA